Molecule: messenger RNA, 330 nt
Organism: Ostertagia ostertagi
Lineage: Eukaryota; Metazoa; Nematoda; Chromadorea; Rhabditida; Trichostrongylidae
Source: the annotation of a GenBank genome assembly
GGGAACGGCUGGAGCUGGACGAGGUCGGCGUCAUUGAGGUUCCAAUUGUACUGUCACCGCCAUUGCAGACAGCUCUUUUCACGCUCUCCAGUCGCUUUGGCGAGCUUUGCGUCGGCUCAUUUAUUGUCACGAGCUGUCCGCAAGCGACUUUCUAAUGAGAUUGCUAAUCUCCUCGCCAUCACCAUAAAUGAUGCCAUUCAAAGUGCUAACGCAGUUCAGCGAACCACAAUCCAGCUGCUCUUCGACUGCCGCGUUCUCUCAGUGCUAUGUUCGCCUGAUAGAGUUGAAGAAUCUCAUUCCACUGAUAGAGAGCCGGAUCGAUCCAUUUGA